AUGGAAGAACGACGAGGGAGUGUUGACCAUAUUCAACAAGUGCCUUCACAUCGUGCCACACAACACGAUGGGCAUCUACGACAUAGAGAUGAACAGUUACAAGACGAUCAGCUACUUCGAAGAAACCUUUCAUUCCAAAGCCUAAAUAAUUAUCGUCUUGAUUCUCGCCCUACAUCGCCUAAUUUGACGUUAAGUCUACCACGCAGACGCACUACAUUCAGAUCAUACUCGAAUUCACAUUCGCCUCCGCUGAUACGAUCGAUCGACCCACUCGAUUCUUCUUAUCAUACCAAUGGUGCUGCUUUACUGGGUGAUCCGGGUCAUCAUGAAUUACUGGCAUAUAGAGGAGAAAACUUAAAAAGCGUUAGCCUUGCACCGACGGGUAGUAAUGUAUCACACUCUACUACUACUGCUACCGGUAGAGCAUCAUAUUUGUCUCCAUUGGACAGGGCGGUUACUACAUAUACGUCAGUUGUUGGCUACCCGUCGAAGAAGACCACUGGAUUUAUGAGGUUUCUGAAUCGUAUAGCAAGCUGGCUAUACUCCAUUUCGCUAUUCAUUGUGAUUGUACUAAUGUUGGCGUUUAUUGCAGUAACACCGGUUGAUGUUAUUGCUCAAACAUUUACGACAAAUAGCUCGAUUGCAGUCAAGACCUUUAUUGUGAUUAUUGUGUGUGUUGCCUUUGUGGUCAUUUUCUUCCUCAUAUACUUGGUACGAGUUUACAAAUUCAAAGUGGCAAUGAACGAAGUUCCCUUGAAGUCGCUAUACAUUCCAUUCGAAAAUGAUUUCCCUAGAGAUGUUUUCAAGUAUAUCGAUUCCAAAUUGAAAGAAAGUCACGACGUGGCACAAUUGGCGGGUCCGUUGCACCAAUGUGGCUUGAUUAACCACCCAGGAUUGUCUCCUCCAGAGUACAUACAGAAGAGAGAUUCUGGUGGAAGUGGCGAUAUGCUGGGAAAGUUGCUUCCCCCAAAUAUGCAGUAUGAGGAUGUUUUGCAAAGUUUUGCUGAUAAGUUCUAUGAUGGAAAGCUUCUCACUGAUGCCGAUUUACCAAUUCAUUUUUCCAUAAGAGACAUAAUUUUGUAUUUGUCGGAGCAGGUUUCGGAAAACGCCAAAACAAAUGAGGAAGAAUCAUCAAAUCUUUGCAACCAGCUUGAUGUUGACAAGUUGAUUGCUAUAUAUGAGAAAUGUCGAUUUAGUCCCGACUUAAUAACAGAGAAAGACAUGUUUUAUUUCAUGUUGGAUUUUGACAAGUUUGCUCGGAUAUGCCAAAAUGAUUAUCGGUCGAAAAUGCCCAAGCGUAUGCUGCGUGCAACAAGGCCGUCGCAUUCGUCUACUAACUAUGAUAUUGAUGAAAAUGGGUAUAUCUCGAGCAGUGAUAGGAAAUAUUAUAGUAGUGCGAUAUUUUACGAUACUGGCGACGAAGAAGAUGAGGAAGUUCCUCAUAAUUAUCCUCGCGGAAGCAAGUAUGACUAUGAUUAUUUUGAUUCCGAUACUUCAUCAAUGGGCCGCGAGCAUAAUGAGCAUGUUCAUCGAGGUAUUCACCCAAGCCAUCUUGCAGUUUCGCCUCUAGUUCGUCAAAUGAGCCCUUUCGAUCAUAGACGCCCCGAAGACCAGUUCUACACAAAUGUUGAUUACGAGCAAGAGCAAUCUUUGUAUAAUGAUCGCUACAACAAUGAUGAUAAUGACGAUAAUGACGAGCGCCGCUCUUCACUUCGGUUGUCGAGACGUGCGAGUGUUAGUAGUUCAAGAUCAGUGAUUCGUAACAAACUUGCCUUGCAAAGCAAACACACAUUGCUGAACUUGAGAUAUGAUGAUGGAGAAAAUGAUGCAAACUCAUUGACGAGAAACAAAUCGGGAUACAUUACAGACUCAGAGAAUGAUGAGUUUGACGAAAAUGAGUUUGGCGUGGUAGAUCAUAGAGGAUUGAGGAAGGAUUACAAGGUAAAAAAAAGACCUAAUGCAUUUGAAGGAGUACCAGUAAGGAUUGUGAUUAAUGAUGAAGAGCCCAAUGAGGAUACUGAGAGGCAUGAAAGAAAGCAUGAGUUUGAAAUUUAA
Molecule: messenger RNA, 2055 nt
Organism: Lodderomyces elongisporus
Lineage: Eukaryota; Fungi; Ascomycota; Pichiomycetes; Serinales; Debaryomycetaceae
Gene: DLT1
Exons: 1
Coding region: 1-2055 (684 amino acids)
Source: RefSeq, a predicted model, not a curated record